CAAUGUGUGGGAUGUUGCUGCUGCUGCUUACGCUUCCAAUCAGUUGGGCACAAACAACUGGUACAUAGAAUACUUCCUAGCUUCCAAGUCCAAAUCAACACAAACAACUGUGACUCCAAAAUGGAAAAAGUUAAAAAAAUAGUAUCCCCUUUCAGUCUCUCCUCUCUUCUUCGCCAACAAAAGGAUCCGAAAAUCGCCCUUCAACUCUUCCUCAAUCCUAAUCCCAUCAAUAAAAACUACCAAAAAACACCUAAACCCUUCCGUUAUUCUCCCUUAUGUUAUGAUCUAAUCAUAACCAAACUCGGUAGAGCCAAACUCUUCAAUCAAAUGGAACUAAUUCUCAAUAAAUUAAAACAAGACACUCAAAUUUCCCUAAACGAAGUCGUUUUCUGCAACAUUAUUUCCUUCUACGGAAGAUCACAUUUAUCCGAAAAGGCUCUUCUUAUGUUUAACGAAAUACCCUCUUUUCGUUGUUAUAGAAGUAUAAAAUCUGUUAACACUUUGUUAAAUGCACUUUUAAAUUGUAAAGAAUAUAUCAAGACUGGUGAAUUGUUAAAGAAUUUUGAAAAAUAUGGAACCCCAGAUGUUUGUACGUUUAAUAUACUGAUGAAAAUGAGUUGUAAUCGUGGUUAUUUGGGUAACGCUCGUCAAGUGUUUGAUGAAAUGCGUAAGAGAGGAAUUACGCCGAAUGUGGUUACUUUUGGGACGUUGAUUAAUGGACUCUGCGUGAAUGGAGAGUUGGAUGAAGCGUUUUCGAUGAAAAGGGUAAUGGAGAGAGAUUUUAAGUUGAAGGGUAACGCGUUUGUUUAUGUUGCAUUGAUUAAAGGACUUUGUAAGGUUAAUGAUUUGGACGCGGCGGUUAAGUUGAAAGAGGAAAUGUUGAGAAAGAAAGUGGAAUUGGAUUCAGCUGUGUAUUCUACUUUGAUUAGCGCGUAUUUUAGGAUUGGUCGGAAGGAUGUAGUUUAUGGUUUGUUGAACGAGAUGGAAAAGAACGGUUGUAAAUGUGAUACGGUUACUUUUAACGCGUUGAUGCAUGGUUAUUGUCAGGAGAAAGAUUUUGAUUCUGCAUUUAGGGUUCUUGAUGAGAUGGAAGGGAAAGGGUGUAAGCCUGAUGUGAUUAGUUGUAAUGUGAUAAUUCGAGGCCUUUGUGAUGAUGGGAAAUUAAGAGAAGCUAGUGAAAUCUUGGAUGAUAUGCCUAGACGGCGGUGUAAACCUGAUGUGGUUAGUUAUAGGAUAUAUUUUGAUGGGCUCUGUAAGGCGACGAAGUUCAAGGAAGCUGCGGUUAUUUUGCAUGAGAUGGUUUUCAAAGGAUAUGUUCCUCGCGAUACGAGUUUGAUUAAAUUGUUCGAUGGGCUGAUUCAAGAAGGAGAUAGGGAAUCGUUAAUGAGAGCUUUCGAUAACAUGGCGUCUGUAAAUUGUAUUAGUAAAGAAGUUUGGGAAAUGAUGAUUUCCAUGAUGUGCCAACAAGAUAACUUGUCUAAUGCAUCUAGUCUUGUAGGAAUGGUAAUGGAGUAAACAAAUUCUCAUGGUAAAAGUUUAACACCCAAGUUUAUCUCGCAUGUAUCCAAACAGCUUUGACUUAUAACAAUGCUUAAGCUUACUUUUUUUUUUUUUGCUCAUAAGCGGGUUGUUUGCCUUUCUUUUCUCCUUAAUAUUUUUUAUUAUGGCUGUAAGGUAUUUCUAGAUUGUACUCUCACCAGUUCUGGAACAUGUUUCUGUAUUUUUAGCCCAUAUCUGGAUAAAGAAGGCUGUAAUGGUCAAGAUUCUGUUUUCCUUAUCGUAAA
Lycium barbarum (goji berry) is the source of this 1784-nucleotide messenger RNA. Its product is annotated as putative pentatricopeptide repeat-containing protein At1g53330. The coding region runs from base 121 to 1515 and encodes 464 amino acids. The transcript has a single exon. Gene Ontology annotation, molecular function: protein binding. The record is from RefSeq and is a predicted model, not a curated record. NCBI's taxonomy places the organism in Eukaryota, Viridiplantae, Streptophyta, Magnoliopsida, Solanales, Solanaceae.